Aureobasidium pullulans EXF-150 is the source of this 972-nucleotide messenger RNA. RefSeq lists its product as uncharacterized. The record is from RefSeq and is a predicted model, not a curated record. The coding region runs from base 1 to 948 and encodes 315 amino acids. The transcript has 4 exons. NCBI's taxonomy places the organism in Eukaryota, Fungi, Ascomycota, Dothideomycetes, Dothideales, Saccotheciaceae.
AUGCCACCCUACUCGGGAAUCCGCUUCCAAAUCCUUCUUCACGCCCAGCAACCAGAUGCUAUGGUAGCGCCCGUUGAUGUCAGCGCUCGAGAGUGGGAGUCAUGCGUGACCAAUCACCUUCCAAGAUACCCAAACUACGAUAUUCUCGGCCGCAUCCGCAACCUCGAUGUUGAGCUCUUCGGGAACUUUACCGCCCUCCAAACCGAACUGGAAGGCCUUGACUACACAGUCCGCCCCUACGAUCGUAGCAAGUGCAUGUCAAUCUACCCCGAUACCGAAGUCAAGAACAGAAACUUGGUGCAAAAGCUGCAGGAUCAGCUGUACGAAGCUCUGCAAGCGGAUGGAGAGGAGAUCGGUUAUGCACUCAUCGCUGCAACACAGAGCGAGUGGGUUUUGAUCUGCAAACUCGAUCGUGGAAGAUUCAACCCGGAGAACCCAUGCCCGCCGGAACUCACCGCACUCGACGCCGUAUACAACACCAUCGGAUACAUGCUAGACAACGACGUCUUCAUCCUGGCUCCUGAGAGGGAUGUCAAGAAAUACUACCUCAACAAGCCCCCAUGGGUUAUCUACAAGCUACUCGACAAGACUAUCAAUACCGAGUACGAACGCCACCAACAAGAAGAAAAGGAGGAAAAGAUCCGUCAGCACAAGAGAGAGAAGAGAAAGGCCAAGAAACUUGCUGCCAAGCUGGAGGUCGUUGGCACUGAGCAAGAGAGAUUGGGAGCAUUGCUGGCUGGAAAGGAUGACAGAUCUGGAGGCAAGGCUUACAAGAAGGACAAGGUUAUCGAAGAAGUGAAAGCCCCUGCCGCUGUUAUUGUUGCCGUAACGCCCGAAAAGAAACCGGAAGUCAAGAAAGUCGAGGUAGUGAAGGAGAAGCCAUGGGCCAAGGAAGUGAAGAAGCAGGGCUGGUUCUUCUCUGGAGAGGACGUUUUGAAGGAUGCUUGAUUUUUCUAUAUAAAGGUAAAUAUC